AUGGGAGAAGGCAACCAGUCCUCCAACCUGGAUUUCAUCCUCCUGGGAGUUAGUGGUCAGAAGGAACAGGAAAACCUCUUCUUCACCCUCCUCCUAUUCAUUUACCCCAUCACACUGAUGGGAAACCUGCUCAUCAUCCUGGCCAUUCACUGUGACGUUCGCCUUCACAACCCCAUGUAUUUUCUCCUGGUCAGCCUCUCCUUUGUCGACAUCUUCUUCUCCUCUGUAACCAUCCCAAAGGCUCUCGCCAACCAUCUCUUAGGUACCAAAGCCAUCUCCUUUGGGGAAUGCCUAACACAGAUGUAUUUCAUGCUGGCCUUGGUGAACACAGAUAGCUACAUCCUGGCUGCUAUGGCAUAUGAUCGUGCCGUGGCCAUCACCCGCCCACUUCAUUACACAACAGUCAUGAGCCCACGGGCUUGUGUCCUCUUAGUUGUUGGGUCUUGGGUGAUGGGAAAUGCCAAUGCUGUCCCCCACACUCUGCUCACGGCUCGUCUGUCCUUCUGUGCAAACAAGGAAGUGGCCAACUUCUACUGUGACCUUGCCUCUUUGCUCAAGCUGUCCUGUUCCGACAUCCACUUCAAUGUGAAGAUGAUGUACCUAGGGGCUAGUGUUUUCUCCGUGCCAUUACUAUGCAUCGUCAUCUCCUAUGUUCAGGUCUUUUCCACGGUCUUACGUGUUCCUUCCACCAAGGGUGUGCGCAAAGCCUUCUCCACCUGUGGGUCCCACCUCACAGUUGUUUCUCUGUAUUAUGGGACAGUCAUGGGCAUGUACUUCCGCCCUCUGACGAGUCACAGCCCAAAGGAUGCAAUGAUAACUGUGAUGUACACUGCCGUGACCCCGAUGGUAAAUCCUUUCAUCUACAGUCUGAGGAAUAGAGACAUGAAGGCUGCUCUGGGGAAACUCUUUAGCAAGAGAAUCUCCUCAUGACCAAUGUGAGGUCAUAUUAGAGACUGCAGGUUCCAAUUAGGAUACCAUCAAUAUCGAGCCCUAAUGUCCUCCCCCUCCAAGAAGCCACCUUAUUAUUUACAGCCAUGAAAUUCCCCUUCUCAGAAAUCUUGUGAAUUGGAUGCAAACAACUCAUGCAGCACAAUAUACAAAAAAAAAUUUUUUUUAAUAGGCAGAAGACCUAAAGAGACAUUUCUCUAAAGAACUCAUAUGGAUGGCAAAAACAAACAAACAAACAAAC
Sus scrofa (pig) is the source of this 1189-nucleotide messenger RNA. Lineage: Eukaryota; Metazoa; Chordata; Mammalia; Artiodactyla; Suidae. The record is from RefSeq and is a predicted model, not a curated record.